AUGCCUGUCCUCCAACCGCCACGUGUGUUCUCACAUCGCUGUUGCCAUUGUCGCCGAGGCUUCAACAGCUCCUUCAUGAAGGCCCUGCAGUGCUGUGAGGCGCUUGCAGGGCACAAGCAGGGCAAGGGCAAGGAAGGGGUCAAGUGUCCACAAAGUUUGGUGGGUGUUGUGGUGCAGUGCAGUGCUCACAACGUAAAGUCGCAGUGGACUUUGAUGAAGCAUUCCGUGUUAUUCCCCCCAAACUUCAGGAUAUGGUUCUCCAGAGUGUCCUUCAGGCCGGGCGAGCAGACCCUGCAGCAGUUAAGUGGAGUGAUGGCCUGCGCAGAUUCAGGUCUUGAUUCUUGA
This is a messenger RNA of Symbiodinium natans, 345 nucleotides long. The record is from the annotation of a GenBank genome assembly. NCBI's taxonomy places the organism in Eukaryota, Dinophyceae, Suessiales, Symbiodiniaceae.